Messenger RNA from Papaver somniferum (opium poppy), 975 nucleotides. Its product is annotated as F-box/kelch-repeat protein At3g23880-like. NCBI's taxonomy places the organism in Eukaryota, Viridiplantae, Streptophyta, Magnoliopsida, Ranunculales, Papaveraceae. The coding region runs from base 1 to 975 and encodes 324 amino acids. The transcript has a single exon. The record is from RefSeq and is a predicted model, not a curated record.
AUGCACUUGAAUCAUCUCAACGCUCUUGAUUCUGGUAAGUUGAGCUUCAUAUAUUCUCAUUAUGGAAAACAAUAUUAUUUUACUGAGUAUGAUGAGAAUUUGAACAGUUUCAGUAGACCAACAAGAAUCAAUUUAAGACAUCCAUUUCAGAAUCUCUAUAUUCUUGGUUCAUGUAAUCGCUUGAUUUGUUUCAAUGCUUGCUAUGAUAAUAUUUAUCAACCUGCUUAUAUCUGUAAUCCCAUCACUAGAGAGUUUAUUCUAUUUCCAAAAGUCGAAGGAAAACAAUUCUUAACUGGGUUUGGAUACAUUCCUUCAACCAAUGAGUACAAGGUUGUUAGCAUCUGUAGCUCAAAGAGAGACCCAAAUUUUGGAAUUAUUCAGACAUACACUAUUGGCAGUGGCAUUGGAUGGAGAAAUGUGGGAAAGAUGGACUAUGAUUUGAUAUCUACGAGACAAAAUAAUGCUGUGUUUUUGAAUGGAUCUAUUUAUUGGGUAAUUCAGGGAACCAUUUUUUCCUUGGAUUUGGCUGAUGAAGAAGUUCGCAUAAUUCCAUCACCACCACAAGCUGGUAAUCCGCCUUCUACUGUUAGAAUGCGGGUUUUAGGUGAUUUUUUAUGUGCAUGUUAUACCAAUGACCAUGGUUGGGACCUAUGGUUCUUUAAGAAGAACAUAAAUAAUCAUGAUGUCAUUUGGAAUAAAGAGUUCAGUGAUCAUCAUAUCGAUGUCAGACCGAUCACCUUUACAAAGAGUGGUGGGCUUCUAUGCUAUGAUUAUCGGGAUAAUAGAGUCUUUCGUUAUGCUCCAAAAGCUUCAUCUCCCAGAAUGCUUGUGAAUUUUGGUGAGAAUUUUCAAUUUGGGGAGCCUCAUAGGAACACCUUAGUGUCUUUGAAAGCAUUAGGAGAAGAUAAAACAAAACUAAUGGCUUCGGAUGAAAGAGCAAGAUCUGGAGGGGAAACAGAAAGCAGAGCUAGCUAA